AUGAAUACAUCUCCGGAGCAAUUGGCUCCUGCUCAAAAUGCAAUUCAGGUAUCAAUUCAGAGGGGAAUUCUAGCUCUGAUUCAAAAUGGAAAUCCUACUCUUUAAAAAGCUCGCUCUCCUCUGUGUCGUCAGCCAUCUUAACAGCAACAACAGGUUUAGGAUUCCAGCUCCACCGAUCAUUUGUCUUGAUUACUGACUUCUAUGCUUAUCUUUAUCUUUAUUAUUCUUUUAACUCUUUUUUCUCUCUUUUCAUACACGUCUUUUACAUAUCCUUUACAUUUUUCUUUGUCAUUUUCUUUUAUCGUUAGAGUUUUUAAUGUGGAAACACGCAAUUUAUUUCACAAUCAAUAAAGAUUAAACUAACGAGGGAACGUUCCCAAGUGUUCAAUCGCUUUUUAAUCGAAAUCUAGUGGAUUAUAGGUUAUCGAUCAUGCUGAUUCCGAAUAUGAAUAUGGGAGUUCCCCUUAGCCCUUCGAAGAUCCGG
Didymodactylos carnosus is the source of this 484-nucleotide messenger RNA. The record is from the annotation of a GenBank genome assembly. NCBI's taxonomy places the organism in Eukaryota, Metazoa, Rotifera, Eurotatoria, Philodinida, Philodinidae.